Molecule: messenger RNA, 219 nt
Organism: Lodderomyces oxycetoniae
Lineage: Eukaryota; Fungi; Ascomycota; Pichiomycetes; Serinales; Debaryomycetaceae
Exons: 1
Coding region: 1-219 (72 amino acids)
Source: RefSeq, a predicted model, not a curated record
AUGAAUGUGAGUACAUUACACUAUCGAGCAGAGCGAGAUAGUGUUUUGCUCGCUAGUGGAUGCUAUCGAGCAGAACGAGAUGAUAUUUUGCUCGCUAGUGGAUGCUAUCGAGCAGAACGAGAUGAUAUUUUGCUCGCUAGUGGAUGCUAUCGAGCAGAACGAGAUAGUGUUUUGCUCAGUAGUAUUUUGCUCAGUAGUAUUUUGCUCGCUAGUGGAUGA